Molecule: messenger RNA, 1497 nt
Organism: Rhopalosiphum maidis (corn leaf aphid)
Lineage: Eukaryota; Metazoa; Arthropoda; Insecta; Hemiptera; Aphididae
Exons: 3
Coding region: 264-1421 (385 amino acids)
Molecular function (GO): protein dimerization activity
Source: RefSeq, a predicted model, not a curated record
UUCAAAUAAACUAAAUUAAAUCGACGUACAGAAUAUGUACAAUCAUAGAAAAAAUAAAUUACGUAAAUAUUAACUUUUACAACAAUUAACAAAUAACCACGACUAAAGAUAUACUAUUAAGAAUAGUGAUAUCACAUUGCCUAUUGAUAAGACCGACGGUCCAAAACACAAACUAUAGAUUGAACUCAAAAAUCAAUUUUUACAAACAUUUUUUCUACCAUGAACUCUUGGUUCUUGUUUUUUACAAAGGAAUUCGUUAUGGAAUGAACUGUGAUAACAGUUUGUUUUGUACCUUCGAACUAAGAUCGCGUGGUUUAGAAACGCAUGUCUAUUGUCUAAACAACAACAAUUACAGAGGCCCAGUUUUGUUACGGACAUUUUUUGGUGGAGGAAAUCAUUGGAUUGUGCCUACAACUCGCCUGAACCGAUUUGAAAUGUUGUGCCUAAACAAUGAUAGCAAAAUACAAAUGAGGCUAAAUAUUCAACGACAUCGACAAAAACUUCUUCAGUAUUUACAGAAUUCUAAUGAUACUUUUUUAAAACCUAAAAUCAAAUUAGUUUCAAAUAGUUUAGAAAGAAUUAAUUCAAAUCACAAAAUAAAACCAAAAAUUGCUCGAAGUACUGAAUUACUAAACAGGAAACUUGAACCAACCAAGAAUAGAAACCAUAAAACUAGAUCAACUGAUACCUUAAAUCAACUUCAACCAAACAUUAAAGUAAAUGUACAAGCCGAACUGCCUUUAUCAAAUAUUGAGUUGAAACAAAAAUCUAUAUCAAACAAUGAAAUAAUAGAUCCUCCUGAACCUAUCAUAAAAAAACUUAAAGAGCAAUUGAUUGAAGAGUUAUAUAACAGUAGUUCAGAAUCAGAAGAUAUUGAUGAUAACAUAUCUGUUGGAAGUAAUGAAGAUUGGAGUGAAAUUUUUCAAACAGAUAAUAAGAGCAAUGUAUACAACAAUGUCAGUAGCAAUUCAAUCCAUGAUGUAGCAGUUAAAUAUUAUGAACAAAAACAACUGGUCAAUGAAAAAAGUAAAGAACAAUAUUCGUAUUACCUGAACACCAGAAAGAAAAAUCAGACCAUAAAAUCUCAACAUAAAAGUAAUGACUCUGAUCAGAAGUUUAGAAAACCCCAAGAUAGGUCUUUACAUAAUGCCAAAGAACGAGCAUGUAGAGAAGAAAUAGCCAAAAAAUUUGAUAUUCUAAGAAAAUCUUGUAGUUACUUGAACUCAAAUAGACGUGUGCCAUCAAAACAUAGCAUACUUUUAGCUGCAAAAAAAGAAUGCGACUUGUUAAAACACUUUCAAAAUAAAUUGAUUGCAGAAAAAAAUAUAUUACGUAAAGCAAAUGAUCUUCUAAAGGAGAGGAUAGCUAAUAUCAAUAAUAAAAACUCAAAAGACGACAUAAAAAUAGAAUUAGAGAUUUAGACUGAUUAUGUAUUGCUGGACAAACCAGGGAAAUAUUGUGGUAAUUUUGUAAAUUUAUAAAUUAAACACAAUGUAU